UGAACGGCACUGGGUGCUCGCACGCAUUCAAAAGUAGUUUUAUCCGCAAAGCCUCCCUUGACGCACGCGAAGUACAAACUGCCUACGCUAUAGUUUUCGAAAACAAAUUUUGGUGUAUAUUGUGUUCAUGUUAAGUGGAUAGUGUUUGACUUAAAAGGAAAGAUGGGGUUCUCAAGCACAGCAAUUGUAUUGCUAUGUAUAGCAUCACAAGUAUUUGCGGCCCCCCAAUUCAUUACAUUCAAAGAAGGCAAAGUGGGCGUAAACUUCGGCGGUUACCACGCGGCAGCUGGGCUGGGAGGAGUAUUAGGUAACGGCGGAGCCGGUGGGCUGUUUGCCGAGGCCGGCACUCCUCACGGGCAAGCGGCGGCUGCCGGGCUAGGCGGUGGAGCCAGCGGUGGUGGGAGUGGAGGUGGUUUAUACGCCGGCGCGACCGCCGGAGGCAACGUGAAAGCGGCCGCGGGACUCGCCGGAGGCGCCGAUGCUGAGAAAUCUGGUGGCGUUGGGUUCGCUGGAGCUUCCGCUGGCAAUCGCAACGCUGCUGCUGGAUUGGGCGGUGAAUCCGGUGUUGCAGGAUCAUCAGGAUUUACUUACUCAAGCAGCAAGUCAUUCGGGCUUUCGUCUGGAGCUGUUGAGCAACCCGUCAGUCACGUCGACAAAAAAGUGCACACUGAAUUCGAUUUCAAUGCUGCAUCGCCCGUUGUACCUUUAACUAGUACCGUUGUAAAAUCCAAGACCAAAGUCAAGGAAGUACACGUUGAACAACCUCCGCCGGUGGUCGUUGAAAAACACUUCAUCCAGCCUCAACCGGUAGUGGUUGAGAAGCAUGUUUACCACGAACAACCCGUGGUUGUAGAAAAGCACAUCUACCACAAGAAGCCGCAUCGUUUUCAUAACAAGGUGUCAGUCCACGGAUACAUAGGUGGAGCUGGGGCGUUACCUCCUCCCCCUCCGAUUGAAAAGAGGAUUGAUGUUGGAGUCGAGAACUAUGCCAGUGCUGGAGCUGAUGCUGGGGUUGCCCACGGUGGUAACCACCAAGUCUCUUACACCAAGCAAGUUAAUUUCCAAAGGAAUCCGCAAUUCUUUGCCGAUAUAUUCAACAUUCCAAUUUCUACUUUGAAAGCGGUGGGGAAUUUCCUGGGCAACACAGCCGGGAGCACCAGCGUUUCGGUCCAAAAGUCCGCGUCGGUGCAAGCGGGCGCAGGUGCGGGUUUCUAUUAAAUUUAAACAGUGUAUUUUUAUAUGUGUUUUAUAGAAAAGCUAAGGUAAUAAAGUAUAUGCAAUA
Cydia fagiglandana is the source of this 1282-nucleotide messenger RNA. Its product is annotated as pupal cuticle protein 36a. The record is from RefSeq and is a predicted model, not a curated record. Bases 163 to 1218 code for a protein of 351 amino acids. Lineage: Eukaryota; Metazoa; Arthropoda; Insecta; Lepidoptera; Tortricidae. The transcript is spliced from 8 exons.